AUGGUUUUGCAAAGAGCGACGCAUAGGCUCUUGAGGUCCGCUGCCAAGGCACUGCCGAGGCAGCAGGUACGACAACUGAGCAUCCACGAGUAUCAGUCGCACAAACUACUUAUUGAGUUUGGUGCGCCUGUUCCAAAAGGCCGGCUCGUGCGAACACCCGAUGAGGCUCGCUCCGCCGUCAACGAGCUCGGCCCUUGCUUCAUCAAGGCGCAGGUCCUCGAUGGCGGCCGCGCGGGAGGCGUCUUCGACAACGGCGUUCAGGGCGGCGUCCGGGCUGUUCGCGACCCGGAGGAGGCCGCCGCGCUGGCGUCCCAGAUGCUCGGACAGCGCCUGCGUACGAGGCGCUCGCCCAAGGAAGGCCACGCCGUGAACGAGCUGUACGUGGCCGAGACAGUGCCGUUUGACGCCGAAUGGUAUCUCGCCAUGACAAUCGACCGCAGCAACUACGCGCCAGCAAUCAUCAUCUCGAAGAAGGGCGGCCGGGACAUUGACGUGAUCGCACAGGAGCACCCCGAGAGCAUCCACACGUUCAACUUUGGCCUCUCCGAAGGCAUCACCCAGGCUCUUGUUUCCGACAUUUCAUCAAAGGUCGGCCUCUCGGCGCCGGAGACGGAGAGCCUCGCACCCAUCCUCUCAUCAAUGUACCAAAUCUUCUCACAAAAGGACGGCACUCUGCUCGAAGUCAACCCGCUCGCUCACUCUCCCGACGGGUCCUUCACCUGCCUCGACGCGACGUUUACGUUUGACAACUCGGCCGUUCACCGGCAGUGCGACAUGUUUGCGCUGCGCGACCGCAGCCAGGAGGUCGCCGACGAGCUCGAGGCGGAGCGCCACGGGCUGCUGUAUGUCAAGAUGGACGGCGACAUCGGCAACGUGGUCAACGGCGCGGGGCUCGCGAUGGCGACCAACGACGCCAUUGGGUUCCACGGCGGCGCCAACUCCAACUUUCUUGAUGCUGGGGGCAAGGCGACCAAGGAGACGAUGCAGCAAGCGUUUGGCAUCAUUACGCGCGACCCGCGGGUCAAGGCGAUCCUGGUGAAUAUCUACGGAGGCCUGACGAGGUGCGACAUGAUUGCCGAAUCCAUCAUCGGCGCGAGCAAGGAGCUGGACAUUCGCGUGCCCAUGGUGGUGAGGCUGCAGGGCACGAACUCUGCCGAGGGCCUCAGACUGCUGGCCGAGGCCAACCUGGGCCUACACGUCGAGUCGGAUUUUGGGCGCGCAGCACAGCGAGUCGUGGAGCUGGCCAAGGCGGCAUGA
Messenger RNA from Purpureocillium lilacinum, 1257 nucleotides. RefSeq lists its product as uncharacterized. Gene Ontology annotation, cellular component: mitochondrion; succinate-CoA ligase complex. The record is from RefSeq and is a predicted model, not a curated record. Gene Ontology annotation, biological process: tricarboxylic acid cycle; succinyl-CoA metabolic process. Gene Ontology annotation, molecular function: metal ion binding; succinate-CoA ligase (ADP-forming) activity; ATP binding. Lineage: Eukaryota; Fungi; Ascomycota; Sordariomycetes; Hypocreales; Ophiocordycipitaceae.